AACCCGUCACCCGACUGUCAAACGUGUCCCAAGUCUUCUCAAUCGUCCCUUUCUGUGGCCGAAGAAGUCGACUCUUUGGCCGCGAAAUGAAGUGUUCUCCGCUCGCAUUGUUUCCUCCGACGAGUCCGUGUCGGCCAUGAAGUUGUUGGUCAUUCGAGUGGCGCUUUUGGCGCUACAGUUGUCCACCGCAGUGGUCGCGGCCGCAAUUGUCGUCUGGCGUCACACAACUGCUCUUCAUGUAUUGUCCGCCCCUUCGGCCGAUCGUUUGGCUGAACAGUUGCGCGGAAUGGAUGGCGAGUCAGUUGCAGUGGUAGCCAUGUGUGCGGCAGUGGUGGUGGUGUCGUUGGUGGGAGCCGUGGGUGCGGCCCGCUCUCCGUCGGGUGCGUGUCAGCUGCACUUUUACGUGACGACAGAAAUUAUCUUUUUGUUUGUCACAUGUGUUGCCCUUUGUGGUACUAUUUGGGAACUGGUUUCCGGCGCCACUUCUCCCGCAUCGGCGAUCACGGAAGAGACGGCCGUUCCGUGGCAACAGUCGGCCAAAUCGCUUGGUCUGAGUCUAGUGGCGGCCGCAGUGUUUGCGCUCUCUAUUCGACUUUCGCGCCGUAUUCUCGAUGACGCGGAAAACUUGGUCGACGACGAUGACAGCGGCCGACACUUUGACAUUGACACCGCCAAUGACGACAAAGAUUCGGGUUUUACGCGCGUUUAACACGCGUUUUGAUUCAUGCGUUUUCACGUCUCGGACGACGAAAAUUCCAAAGAUUUUUCCGAUCAAUAAAAAUAAUUCUUUUUUAUUCACAAACUCUUUGUCUCAGUUUUUCUAUGAAUUUUCGUCCAAUUUUUACA
Oppia nitens is the source of this 846-nucleotide messenger RNA. RefSeq lists its product as uncharacterized. The transcript has a single exon. NCBI's taxonomy places the organism in Eukaryota, Metazoa, Arthropoda, Arachnida, Sarcoptiformes, Oppiidae. Bases 137 to 709 code for a protein of 190 amino acids. The record is from RefSeq and is a predicted model, not a curated record.